CGUCGUAUCUCACCAUGACUUCUCAAUCUCACUACAAAGGUAUCCCUUAUAGCCCGUCAAGACAGGAUGGCGAUCUGGUGAUCAAACCAAUAAGUCUUGAUAUCAUAUGGGGAAAAGACCCCCGCUAUUGGCGAUUACCGCAAAGCCAGACAGACUACGCCGAGCUUUUACAAGUGUGUUGGUUGGAAGUGAGUGGUUCGGUCGAACUUAAUCAGCUAAAUCCCGGGAAACAUAAGAUCAGCUUCGCUCUAAGCUUGAAGCCGGAUGCAUUCGGCUGGGCCGGCAGCCCCAUAUACCUAAUGGUUAAGGUCGGGAGUGGCGGAUUUAAAUGGAAGAGCUAUAAUUUGAGCACUAUGGGUCCCACUGACAAGAAGAGAAUCCCAGAUGAUUUUUGUUUUGAAGUGGGGCAGAAUGAUACCUCAGGAGGUGAGAAGCUCCACUUCGGCCUCUAUGAAAUAUGGAGGGGAAGAUGGAAGGGUGGCCUACUCAUCCAUGAAGUUGUCAUCUCAAAGGCAACAGGUUGAUUAUCUAUUUAUCUCUCUAUCUAUUAUUAAAGUGAAGGAUUUGGGUUUAUGAUAAUAAUAAUGAUUAGAACAUCUCUAAUAAGAUUGUGUGGCUUAUAUGCUACAUUCCCAUGUUGUCACUGAUGGCUAGAGAAGGAUUGAUGUGGAAUCCUUCCACAAUAAGCAGUUUGGAUGGUUUGGAGAUGGCUUUAAUGGUUUGACAAUUUUAAUUUCAGUUUUAUGUAUUUUUAAAUAUGAUAAGUGUUUCAGGAUCUUUCACUUUGAAUGUUGUUUAACUUUUUAAAAUAGAGUGGUAUAAUUUUAAUUUUCCAA
Messenger RNA from Magnolia sinica, 836 nucleotides. Its product is annotated as protein PHLOEM PROTEIN 2-LIKE A9-like. The record is from RefSeq and is a predicted model, not a curated record. The coding region runs from base 15 to 524 and encodes 169 amino acids. The transcript has 3 exons. Lineage: Eukaryota; Viridiplantae; Streptophyta; Magnoliopsida; Magnoliales; Magnoliaceae.